Messenger RNA from Cynara cardunculus var. scolymus (artichoke), 705 nucleotides. RefSeq lists its product as uncharacterized. Bases 1 to 705 code for a protein of 234 amino acids. The transcript has 3 exons. Lineage: Eukaryota; Viridiplantae; Streptophyta; Magnoliopsida; Asterales; Asteraceae. The record is from RefSeq and is a predicted model, not a curated record.
AUGGAUGUUGAAUACAUCUCUUUGGGAGGGCAUGAUCGUUUUAUGACAUUUGGUCAAGAGUUAUCGGUAGUCAAUCUAUACGCAAUCAGGGACAGAAGGACUCCUGUGUGUUGGCUUGAAGCGGGUGAGAAACAAUUCGCCGGCCCUGAAAUUGUGCAAGAAACGGCCAACAAGGUGAAGUGUAUUCGGGAACGCCUAAAGGCGGCUCAAGAUAGGCAAAAGAGUUAUGCAGAUAGGAGGAGCCGACCUAUAGAAUUCCAAGUGGGGGAUCGUGUUAUGCUUAAGGUAUCCCCUUGGAAAGGCAUUAUCCGUUUUGGAAAGCGUGGGAAGCUCAGCCCCCGUUUUCUCGGACCAUUUAAAGUUUUGGCUCGAGUGGGACUCCAAGCUUAUAAAUUAGAACUACCGUCCGAAAUGUCCGGAAUCCACAACACAUUUCACGUGUGUUACCUUGGUAAGUGUUUGACGGAAGAAGAUAGCGUGAUACCACUUUCAGAAAUUCGUGUGGAUGAGAACAACCGAUGUGUGGAAGAACCAGAAGCCAUCUUGGAAAGUAAGACCAAGGUUUUAAGACACAAGAAAGUGGUCAUGGUUAAAGUAGAAUGGAAGCAUCAUCGAGGGUCAAGUGACUUGGGAAGCAGAAGAGGAUUUGAAGAGACGUUACCCCCAGCUAUUCGCAUGAACUCAAAUUUCGAGGACGAAAUUUAA